AUGGCAACAGAAACGGCUGCAAAGAAGCUGAAGACUCCAGGGCCGUUGAUCGGUACACACAAUGGGCAUUUCCAUGCUGAUGAAGCUCUGGCUGUCUACAUGCUCCGCCUCCUCCCUGAAUACAAUGCCUCACCGCUAGUGCGAACGCGAGACCCCGCGCGACUGGCCGAAUGUCACACCGUUGUCGAUGUAGGAGGGGAAUAUGAUCCCACGACAAACCGUUACGAUCACCACCAACGAACCUUUUCGACGACAUUCCCUUCCCACACAACUAAGCUGUCAUCAGCGGGUCUGGUCUAUAUGCAUUUUGGCCGUGCCAUAAUUGCACAACACACCUCUUUGCCUCUUGAUCACCCAGAUGUCGGCCUGCUGUAUGAGAAGCUCUACACUGAUUUUGUUGAGGCACUAGAUGCGCAUGACAACGGCAUUAGUGCAUACGAUCCUCAGGCUGUGAGCGCAUCUGGUCUGGAGAAGCGCUUCAAGGAUGGGGCUAUCAAUCUGGGAUCGUUGAUUGGGGACUUGAAUUACCCUGACCCAACAUUGAGCAGUGGAGAGCCGCAAGAUGAGGAUAGUCUAUUUGCGCGCGCUAGCACGUUUAUUGGUGACGUUUUUCUGCGAAAGCUACGACUUGCAGCUUCCUCUUGGCUCCCAGCGCGCGCCACUGUGGGUGACGCAUACCGCAAUCGCAAGGAAGUCCAUGCUAGUGGGAGAAUCAUAACUCUUUCAGGUGGCGGCGUGCCAUGGAAAGAACAUCUUUACAACUUUGAGCAAGAGACAAAAGACGCCAAUGAGGAGGUCUAUUAUGUGCUCUAUCCGGAAAAUUCCGCGCCAGAUGCGAAAUGGCGGGUGCAGUGUGUGCCCGAGUCCGAGGGUAGCUUCGUGUCGAGAAAGCCGCUACCAGAAGCCUGGAGGGGUGUGCGAGACCAAGACCUCGACGGUGUUCUUGCUGCGGAGUCUGAGAAAGCCGGCAAGGAGAAGAUCCCUUCGGGUGCGAUUUUCACACAUGCUAGUGGGUUUAUCGGCGGUCAUCAGACCAAGGAAGGUGCACUUGCUAUGGCUAUUCGGAGUUUGGAAAAUUGA
This is a messenger RNA of Talaromyces atroroseus, 1080 nucleotides long. RefSeq lists its product as hypothetical. The record is from RefSeq and is a predicted model, not a curated record. NCBI's taxonomy places the organism in Eukaryota, Fungi, Ascomycota, Eurotiomycetes, Eurotiales, Trichocomaceae. The transcript is spliced from 2 exons. The coding region runs from base 1 to 1080 and encodes 359 amino acids. Gene Ontology annotation, cellular component: cytoplasm; nucleus.